Molecule: messenger RNA, 2042 nt
Organism: Nilaparvata lugens (brown planthopper)
Lineage: Eukaryota; Metazoa; Arthropoda; Insecta; Hemiptera; Delphacidae
Exons: 9
Coding region: 192-671 (159 amino acids)
Source: RefSeq, a predicted model, not a curated record
AAAGUAGGCCAACGGUAACAAAUCCUAAAACUGACCUUGUCUCUGUAUUGUUUCGUGUGGAAUAUUCUUGAUUGUGUAUAUUUUGAAGGCUAAAUUUUGUUAAUUAUCUUUCAAAGUUUCUAUAGGUUUGUUUAUAUUGCUUUUUGAUGAUGGCUUGUGUUUCCUGUUCCAAAUUGAAGCAGUAGAUAAGAAUGAGUGAAUCUACGGAUAGAGUUCUCAGGACCCGAUCUAAAAGCAUUGUGAGACAGAGGAGAAUAUCUACCGAUCAUGUUACUAAUACACAGAUAACUGAAAAAGAAGUGAUUUGGAAGAAAAGCGCUACAUUUGACGAUAGUUCUCGUGUUAUUGGAGAACUAGGAGGAAAUCAUGAAUCAGCUGUUUUUGAAGACAGACUACAUGGUAAUGGAGAUGUGGAGAUAAAUGACAACCUGUUGAAUGAGAAUUUUGUGAGAAAUUUUGAAGAAGAGGAAAGUCCAUGGCAGAAUGGCCAUUAUAAGCCUGUCUCAGAGAUUGUCGCCUAUUACAGAAGUCUAGGGGAUUGGUGGAACGUUCUCCCCAAAACCGACUACACCUACAACCCCAUGUCGAAGUGGUACAGGAAGGAGAUUGCUCCUGGCAUACCCAUGAUACCAAAAUAUGGCCAGACCACCCCUACACCCAUAUACACCUAAGGCAUCGUUUUUUGGAUGGUUCACCAGAGAACAAACAAACACAAGGUCAUCUGCGAGAGAUAACAGUGUGUCAUCCAGAUGUUCGUCAGCUGUUAAGGUUUCGUGGUAUCGUCGGCUGGUGACCACAGUUGUGACAGCUGUCACCACAAUUUGGGUGACUGUCACAAGUGUCACCCACAUCACAGCUGGCAGAACGCACAAUGUGAACGGAAUACAUGCACAACGCCUCAAAGGUCGUCAGCUGUUCCAAGAGUCGAACACCUGGUGGCGACUGCCGUUCGUCUGGUUGUAUAGGCUAAUGAUGAACAUAUUGGCCCUUGACAUUGGAAUCCUAGCGGCUGUCAGGCGGUGUGCCAACAAGCUACGCAGUUCUAGGACGGGAGUCGAACUGGUCACCAUCUUGUUGCUUCUGUUGCCUUUGAUACUGUUUUUCGGUUUCUACCGUGACCAAUUCCCCCACCACAAGUCAUUACUUGUUGACACAGUGGAGAGCAGUAGAUCAUGGAUAUCUUCAUCUCUUUCUGGCAUCUUUGGAUUGAUACCUUCAUCUCUGUCCUACACCUUUGGAUCGGGGAUCUGAGAUGAUAUCGUCAUCUAUUUCUGGCAUAUUUGGAUGGAUACCUUCAUCUCUGUCCAACAUCUUUGGAUCGGGAUAUGAGAUGAUAUCGUCAUCUCUUUUUGGCAUAAUUGGAUGGUUAUCUUCAUCUUUCUCCAACAUCUUUGGAUCUGGAUAUGAGAUGAUAUCGUCAUCUCUUUUUGGCAUAAUUGGAUGGAUAUCUUCAUCUCUGUCCAACACCUUUGGAUGGGGAUAUAUGAUAAUAUCGUCAUCUCUUUCUGGCAUACUUGGAUGGAUAUCUGCAUCUCUUUCUAGCAUCUAUGGAUGGGGAUCUGGGAUGUUUUCUUCAGUGGGUUCAUAUUGGGAGCCAGUCGCAGCGUAGCUGUGAGGCGGGAUAUUUUGAUCUGUUGAUUGAUAGUAUAUCGGCUGGCAUCGUUACAGUGGGACAGUCUGCAUGGCAGUUUGUGCUGUAUUUGUAUAGUUUCCUGCUACUCUUACCAACCCUCCUGCCAUCUCUCCCCUCCACGGCAACCAUUGCAACUGGUUCUGUUGCCAAGAUGGCGGCCACUAAUGACCACUUGCAACCAGCAAUGAGUCGUGAACAGCUGAUUGGUAUCGUACAGGAGGCGGUUCGGAGUACACUCAAACAGGACUCGGCUCAGUUGGUAGAUGUUACUGUACGGAGUGAGAAGUUGAAAGUGUUGCUGGAUCAGGUUAGAGAAAUGGUUUAUUUAUCUAUUUAUUAACUUAUUUAAAAUUAAUUUCAAUACCAAGAAUAAGGUGGGAGGAUGAAGUGAGAGACGAUCUCCAAAAAA